This is a messenger RNA of Chelmon rostratus (copperband butterflyfish), 2869 nucleotides long. It is a transcript of the gene cdc5l, whose product is annotated as CDC5 cell division cycle 5-like (S. pombe). NCBI's taxonomy places the organism in Eukaryota, Metazoa, Chordata, Actinopteri, Chaetodontiformes, Chaetodontidae. The transcript is spliced from 19 exons. Bases 140 to 2578 code for a protein of 812 amino acids. The record is from RefSeq and is a predicted model, not a curated record. Gene Ontology annotation, molecular function: DNA-binding transcription factor activity, RNA polymerase II-specific; RNA polymerase II transcription regulatory region sequence-specific DNA binding. Gene Ontology annotation, cellular component: spliceosomal complex; Prp19 complex. Gene Ontology annotation, biological process: mRNA splicing, via spliceosome; regulation of transcription by RNA polymerase II.
UCCGGUGUGGUGCACGUUCGCUGCUCCCUCGCAUUUCUCUGUAUGUUGGAUUUUGAUUCAGCGUAAACUGUGAGCGCCACUGAUCUUCAUAACUGUUCUACCGUUUUACUGAGGGAGGAAAGAUCAACAAGCCGCCAAGAUGCCGCGAAUUAUGAUAAAAGGAGGCGUCUGGCGCAACACUGAGGAUGAGAUCCUCAAGGCAGCGGUGAUGAAAUAUGGCAAAAACCAGUGGUCCCGUAUCGCUUCCCUGCUGCACCGCAAGUCUGCCAAACAGUGUAAAGCCAGAUGGUACGAGUGGUUGGACCCCAGCAUCAAGAAGACAGAAUGGUCCAGAGAAGAGGAGGAGAAGCUGCUUCAUUUGGCCAAGCUGAUGCCCACUCAGUGGAGGACCAUUGCUCCUAUCAUAGGACGCACUGCUGCCCAGUGUCUGGAGCACUAUGAAUACCUGCUAGACAAGGCAGCGCAAAGGGACAAUGAGGAAGAAGUGGGAGACGACCCCAGGAAGUUAAAACCAGGAGAGAUCGACCCUAAUCCUGAAACUAAACCUGCCAGACCUGACCCUGUGGAUAUGGACGAAGAUGAGCUGGAGAUGCUGUCAGAGGCCAGGGCUCGACUGGCCAACACCCAGGGCAAGAAGGCCAAGAGGAAGGCCAGAGAGAAACAGCUGGAGGAAGCCAGACGGUUGGCGGCUCUGCAGAAGCGCAGAGAGCUGAGAGCUGCAGGAAUCGAUGUUCAGAAGAAGAGAAAGAAGAAGAGAGGAGUGGACUAUAAUGCUGAAAUCCCCUUCGAAAAGAAACCUGCACCGGGUUUCUAUGACACCAGCAUGGAGCAGUACGUCGCUCUGGAGCCAAACUUCAAACGACUCAGACAGCAGCACUUGGAUGGAGAACUACGCAGUGAGCAAGAGGAGAGGGAGAGGAAGAAAGAUAAACAGAAGAUCAAGAAGAAGAAAGAGAGCGAUCUCCCAUCUGCCAUCCUGCAGACCAGCGGAGUGGCUGAGUUCACCAAGAAACGCUCCAAGCUGGUCUUACCUACACCACAGAUCAGCGAUGCUGAGCUGGAGGAAGUCGUCAAAUUGGGCGUCGCCAGCGAGGUCGCCCGCCAGGCUGCAGAGGAGAGCGAGAGCGGCAACUCGGCGUCCUCGGCACUCCUGUCAGAGUACAGCGUCACCAACACCAUGACAACAGGGCUGCGUACCCCACGAACCCCCGCAGUCCAGGACAGGAUACUGCAGGAAGCCCAGAACCUGAUGGCUCUGACCAACAUUGACACCCCUCUGAAAGGAGGCCUCAACACACCGCUGCAUGAGAGCGACUUCAGUGGAGUGACACCUCAGCGGCAGCAGAUCCAAACACCCAACACUGUUCUCAGCACACCGUUCAGAACCCCUGGACCAGGUCAGGGGCAGGAAGGCAUGACCCCUCAAGCUGGAGGAGGGAUGACCCCACGUGGGUCAGUGACCCCGGGUUUGACCCCCGGCCGCACGCCGCUGAGGGACAAGCUGAAUAUUAACAGUGAGGAGCAACUGGCUGACCCUGCGUACGCUAAACACAUGCAAAGAGAAAGCCUGCAGCAGCUGAGGCAGGGCCUGAUGUCACUUCCUGUUCCCAAGAACGACUUUGAGAUCGUUCUUCCGGAAAACGCAGAGAAAGAGCUCGAAGAAACGGAGACCGAGACGGGAUUCAUAGAGGACUCUGCAGACGUGGAGGCACGAAAGCAGGCUCAACGGGAGGCAGAAAGAGAGAAGGAGCUGAAGCUGCGACACACUGCUGUUCAGAGGAGUCUCCCCAGACCCACUGAGGUAAAUGAGUCCGUCCUCCGUCCCACCUCUAUGGAGCCGCUCUCGGACCUCCAGCUCGCCGAGGAGCUGAUCAAACAGGAAAUGAUCGCCAUGCUGCACUACGACUGCAUGCACCACCCAUCAGCCAACGCCGCCGGUCAGCUGCAGCGCGGCAAAAGCAGAGGCCCCACCUCUACAUCCAACAACGCAUCACAUAUAGCGUUCCUGGAAGCUCACCCCUACAAGCCGAUUAGCCCAGAGGACAUGGAGCAGGCAAAGGUGAUACUGGUGGCAGAAAUGGAGGUGGUGAAGGCAGGAAUGGGCCACGGUGACCUCAGCAUGGAGGCGUACAGCCAGGUGUGGGAGGAAUGCUAUGGACAGGUUUUAUAUCUACCGACUCAGAACAGGUACACCAGAGCUAACCUGGCGUCAAAAAAAGACCGUAUCGAAAGCCUGGAGAAAAAACUAGAUGUGAACCGUGGCCACAUGACAGCAGAGGCCAGGAAAGCAGCAAAACUGGAGAAGAAACUCAAAAUCCUGCUGGGAGGGUUCCAGUCCAGAGCGCUGGGGCUCCUGAAGCAGCACAAUGAACUCUGGGAACAGGUGGAGCAGGCAGCCACAGAGCUACAGACCUUCAGUCAGUUGAAGAAGCAAGAAGAUACUGCGAUUCCCAGGAGGCAAGAGGCUCUGCGGGAGGAUGUGGAGAGGCAGAUGGAGCGAGAGAGAGAGCUUCAGCAGAGAUAUGGAGAGCUGCUAAUGGAGAGGGAGGCCAUGCUCAACAGUGCCCAGAAGUACUGAGCCACACACACUAACACACAUUCACACAUACAUACAUGCUACACACACUCAAGUACUCAUCCAGGAGCCACUGAUGUGAUGCUAACAGCUGCUGAGAAAAACACAAUCGAGUUUUCUCGCUCUUCAGCUAUUGAACCCUUCUGUCAUUUUUCGAUAUUUGUGGCAAUUCCAGAGAUAAGUCCCACCUCCAUGUGCUCAUGAUGCUAUGAUGUCACAAGCUGAGUUUUGAGCAUGCUCAGUCGUCCCUUGUGUUUCUGUAUUAGUGACCAAUAAAGUUUCUUUUCAACAAUG